Messenger RNA from Pristis pectinata (smalltooth sawfish), 4710 nucleotides. RefSeq names its product FERM and PDZ domain-containing protein 1 (gene frmpd1a). The transcript is spliced from 15 exons. Gene Ontology annotation, cellular component: cytoskeleton. NCBI's taxonomy places the organism in Eukaryota, Metazoa, Chordata, Chondrichthyes, Rhinopristiformes, Pristidae. Bases 1 to 4710 code for a protein of 1569 amino acids. The record is from RefSeq and is a predicted model, not a curated record. Gene Ontology annotation, molecular function: protein binding.
AUGGAAGAACCAGAGGACAACAUGGUCCAAGUUCGCAAAUCCCAUAAAGUGGAACAAAUGGUAUCAAAGUGGCUUCGCCUUACACGAGAUAGUUCACAGAGGAAUCGAGCUACUGCUGAUGGAAUGUCUGCCAACACAAGCCAGCUAAAUGUACCAUUAAAAGUCACAGUAAAGAUUAACAAAGAUCCAAACCUCGAUCAUGGAUUUCUUCUAUCAAAAGACACACCAAUAUGUGUGAAAUCUGUCAUUGCAGGUGGACCAGGAGAAGGAAAGCUGUUCCCAGGAGAUCAAGUUAUAAAAAUUAACAAUAUGCCUCUGGAUUCUAUUUCCCAGGAACAUAUUGAUAAUAUUAUCAGGGAAUGUGGUAACUCAAUUACAGUCACCGUUCUUCGAAAUACCUCAGGGCCCAAAUCGUCAUUUAUUACUGAUGAAAAACGAGCCAGGCUGAAAAGCAACCCUGUCAAAGUACGGUUUGCUGAAGAAGUGAUCGUCAAUGGCCAUACACAGGGUAACUCACUUCUGUUCAUGCCUAAUGUUCUCAAGGUAUAUUUGGAAAAUGGACAAACUAAAGCCUUUAGAUAUGAGAAAAAUACAACUGUGAAGGAUAUCAUUCUUACCUUGAAAUCAAAGUUGUCCAUCCGCUGUAUUGAAUACUUUGCAUUAGCUUUGAAGGAGCGGUACAGUGUUACUAAAGUCUAUCUCUUACAUGACGAUGAGAUCAUUGAACAGGUCGUACAGAACCGAGAACCCCGUGACUAUAAAUGUCUCUUCAGGGUAUGUUUCCUGCCAAGAGAUCCUCUUGUGGUUUUACAAGAUGAUCCAGUUACCUUUGAUUACCUCUACUUGCAGAGUUGCAAUGACGUGCUGCAGGAAAAGUUUGCUAUGGAGAUGAAAUGCAGCACUGCAAUCCGUCUCGCAGCACUGCAGAUUCAGGAAUGCAUCCUCAGCUCCAAGCAGUCUCAAAAAUUCUCUAUGAAGUACAUUGAGAAGGAUUGGGGAAUUGAGAAUUUUGUCUCACCAACUCUGCUUCAUAACAUGAAGGAAAAAGAUGUUAGAAAGGCAAUUAAUUAUCACCUGAAGAACAACCAUAGCUUGAUUGCACCAGGACAAAAGCAACUGAUAUCAUCAGCUCAGGCCAGGCUGAACUACCUAAACAUACUGGGUGACCUUCGAACAUAUGGAGGGAAAACCUUUAAUGCAACCCUGAUGCUGCAGGACAGAGAAUCAUUUAUUACGUUGCUGGUAGGAGCCAAGUAUGGUAUCAGCCAGAUAAUUAACAGCAAGCUCAACAUUAUGAACCAGUUAACAAACUUCAACAACAUCAGGAAGCUGGAGUUGACCUUUGAAUGUAACAAGGUCAGCAUGGUGACCAUCUACCUAGAGGAUAUGAAGUCCCUGACAUUGUUACUGGAAUCCCACCAUGCUAAAGACCUUGUGUGUUUCAUCGCUGGGUAUCAUAGGCUAUAUGUGAAUUCCGGAGACUCCAUAUUUACCUGGCCUGGCAAUUAUCAAAGUCAGCCGAUUACCACAGAGGAAGGUGAUGAGACACGAGGAUUAAGUGACUCAGAAUCAUCAUCAGACAUUGACUCGUUGGUGGACAUGUCUAUACACAAACUGAGAAAUGGGUUCAUACAGCCACUGACUGAAGAAGAUGAAGACGCCAAGAACUCUGAAAGUGAGGCUACAGAUAGUGACUAUAUGCGGGAGGAUAUCCUGGAAGAGACCAGUUGCAGUACAGGGGAUGUAUCAGACCUUAAUGAUGAAACAAGUCAGGGAGGUGACACUUGUGAAACAAGCUAUUCUGCUGACUCACUGGAAGAACUGCAGAUGGAGACUUCAACGGGCAGCAUAUCAUGUCUGCAGUCAUAUGAUAACACUUCUGAAGAGGAUGACAAAGAUUCUGCCACUCGGGGAAGGGAAAGCGAGCCAGUUACAAAGAAGCAUUGUGCAAUGGAAUCUGAAAUUAGCCUUCCUCAGCUUUCGGUGGAAUCUCUGAUCUCCAAUCAGUCCUUCUCUGAGUACAACAACAGUGAUAUGGUGACUUCCUACUCAUCUGACCUCAGUCCAAGUAGGGAGCAUUCUACUGCAGAAAGCUGGGACCCGUAUGCCGAAGUUGUGGAUGGGAGCGACACACAAGGGAACAUAUUUUGGGAUUUGACACACCACAAUAUGGUGACCGAGUUACCACCCAUUCCUUCCCCAGUGGAGUCAACUGAUGAUGGGGAUGCAUCUGGUGAGUUUCUAAUCAUCCCUAUUCUGGACCCUCCCCCUGGCUUUCGAGACAGCAGUUCUGAGGAUGAAUUUUUUGAUGCAGCUGAAAGAUUUACCACAAUUGAAUCCCCAGAUGAUGCAAAAUUCACUGGAGCUGGAGCAGAUUUGGAGUCCACCUGUAUGAAGGAGAUUGAAGAGAAAUGGAAUGUGCAGACAAGCCCAAGUCACUAUGGGACUACAAUGGACACUGAGUCUACGGAGAGCAUUAAAGAUAAAAGUGAAGAAGCAAAACAUACAAUGAAUACAAAAAAAGGACACUUUACACCCAAGGACAUUUAUGAUGUAAAGCCUGUUCUAUCCCAGUGUUAUUCAAACAAAGCUAAAGAUCACAUGUGUUGUUAUGACAGGGAGAAUCUUGUAUCAGGAAAGCAACAAUCGCCAACUUUCUCCUCUGUGGUGAGUUUGGAGACCGAAGCUGCCUUGUUGGAACCUAAGCCAAUCAGUCCAUUAAAGUCCAUCUCUGUCUGCAUCAAUAAAAAGGCUGCACCUAAUUUAAUGGAAAUGGAGCCUGAUACAAUGGAAAUCAAAUCAGUUACAGAAGCAAUAACAGUCAUUACUCCAGUUUCAGCCACACGCUACCCAUGUGAUUCGGACUCUAAAAUGGGCAAUGCUCCAAAAACAGAUGGCUCUGAACAAGUUGAAAGCAUAAGUAAAUCUUUCAUUGAUGUGAAGCCACCCAGAACAGCUUGUUCCAAUACUGAGUGGUGUUCAAGUCCUUCAGAAAUAAUUCUGGAGCUUGGACAAUUAAGCUUAGAGAACCCAAUGGAAGAUAAGGCAUUGUUUGUUACCACUGCAUCCUGUACUGAUGAACAAAAAACCCUGAACACAAUUAGCAUGACAGGCAAAGACCAAAAUGAUAUAAUUAUUGAAAAUAAUAUAGUCCUAGAAAAGGCAAAUGAUAAGUAUGGUCCAUGGGCAGACUUAGAUCAAAAUGGAACUGGACUUAGAUAUACAUCAUGUCAAGCAGACCUCAAAGGGAAUACAUGCACUUGCAAGGAAGAAUUUGACAAUUGUGACAAAGGGCAAUCAUGUUACCGAGAAAGCAAUAGUAGUGCAGCUUUGCAAAGACAUUUGAUGAUGUCCUAUGGGGAUCAAGAAGAUUUACCAGAUAUGUCAGUAUUGGAAGAGGAAAUAUCUGAUAGUAGAGACUCUUCCAUGGGAGACAACAAAAACAAAGAUGCUUAUCCUCUUGACAUGAACAGAUUGGUUUUGAAUUUAAACCGUAUGUCCUUUAAAACAUUUGGCAUGGUUAAACAUUUGUCAUCACCAACCUUAGAACCAAAGAUGGAAAUUUUUUCAGUGAGGUCUCCAAACAUUUCUAACUUUCACAGGGAACAUGGGAAAGACAACCAGUCAAAAGCAGAACAGAAUUCCAACCAGGUUGAGUCAAUUGUGCCCCCCACGCAAACAAAUGUAGAUAAUUUCAGUGCAACACUGCCUUGUCCAGGAGAUAAAGAUUCUUCCCACAAAGUAUCUUCAGAAACAAAUAAAUCAAAGUCACUUGAUGAAUUAGAUAUCUCAGUUACUCAGAAAUCUUCAACACUGCAAAGUCUAUGUCCAUCUGCCAAAUCCAACAGUCUCAAUGAACCAGAAGAGGAGUUGGGUCUGAAUGUCAACUCUGAAAAAUUGGUUAUUCCUACAAAUGAUGCAACUAAACAGCUUUCAAUAGGUGGAAAGGAAGCUUGUAGCUGCCAGAUGGUAUAUGGGAAUUGCUUCCGAGCAUUGGGCAUUGAUGCUAAUGAUGAAAACAAAGAACCAGAAAGUCUCACACAGCUACCUUCACCAAGGACCACUCCACCUGCUUCAGGAAGCCCCUUGCCGCAAGGCCUCACUACAUUUAAUAAACAAGGUGAAGAAACCAUGGCUGCCAAGUGCUACUUUGGUGUUCCUGAAGGUGACACUGCUGUGAAACAUGAAAGUUUGGUCCUGUCACAGUUCAAGGAUAAAAAAUACAACAUGCCAAAUGGGUUCAGGCUGGUGCAAAAUGAUGUUGUGGAGUUACUCAAUAUUUUGAAAGAAUGCCCCAGAGAAAGUCAUGCAGAGGAAGAUUGUUUAGCACUUCCCUCAUUAACCAGACAGAAACUCUAUAGCGAGUGCAGAAAGUUGAUGUCUGCUUGUCAAAAGGGUGUGAAAGUUAACCAGACUCCUGAUGAGAUGAUCCUUGGGGUUUCAGAAAGUUUCCAGGCCCUCUCACAGCUAGCCGAGACAUGCUUCCAACUUACAACCUGCCUGCAUUGUGCAAAGGCCCAUGCAGAAGUGGCCAGUACCUUGAGAAAGGUUGUCAUGACUUACAGGAUCUUUGUCCAAGCUUCUGAGGAUGCAUGUGGCAAAAUGUCAGACGAUUUAAGCAUGAAGCUUCUGGCUGAGCAAUGUGCAUCUAUAUCUGCAGGGAUUUUCUGUCUGAACCAGUUGUUCACAAGUAAUUCACUGCCACAAUAG